GCCGUUCAGUGCGAAUCAAGCUUCCGCAGCGAUAACAACCGUCAACGACGCGUCACCUCAUUACGCCUACUUUGAUCUGAUUUUCGAUCUUUUCAAAAGUCGGAUCAUUCUAAGCGGGCGCGCGCGCGAUGAUCUAGUCGACUGAUCGACCACGUGGAAUGAAUCACACCCGAUCGCGAUCGUCCAUUAGAUUGUUAGCUGUUGAACCAGUUGAUCCGGGCACUUCAAAGCUGAUCAUCACCAAAGAUCGUUUUCUCCUCAAUCAACCGGUGGUGGUUGUGAAAUUCGGAGAGCGAGAAAGGGUGAAAACCACCGUGGUCAAGAGAAAGCAACGAGUUGCAGCGAUUUUGGGCAGGAAAAGGAAAAGCGAAAUCGUGAGAGCCGACACGGUUCCAAGAAGCGUUUCGUGCUGGUGCAGCAGUAGCUGGGAACGGUGGUCCGGGAAUACAGACCGUAAAGUCGGGCCUGACCUUGAUAGUCGCGUCGCGCACGCGGUCGUUGAACGGUCGAUACGACGACGUUUUCGGCGACGACUUUCGUUCACUGUUUCGGGUAGCAAUUCUCCGAGAAUUGUUUGUGUUCAGUGUUUUGUGGGAGUUAUGAUUAAUCGUGCUAAAUUUGUAUUCUGUGAGUGAGCUCGAGAAAAAAAAAUCAGUGAAGAAGCGAAAAUCUCAGUCUCACAAAGGCAGCGUUUGUGUUUUAGGUCGUGGACCGUUUUAGCACGCGCACGCGGAACCACUUGUGCACGAGACCGCCUGAGUUGUGUGACUAACGGGAGUAAAAACGGGGAAAUUGAUGAGAAGUAGUCGUUGCAACGGCGCAGCUGAGACGACGACCAAGACCAAGUCAUACAGAAUUGCGAAUUGCCUGCGAGCUUGGAGCGUUCCCGGAGAAGAACCCUGCGAAGUUUCACACAAUCACAAGAAAUGGAUCGGCAAAGUGUUGCACUGGCCACGGUGCUACUGCUGCUGGUUAUAGAAAUCGACACCGCCCUCGGGGUCAAGUGUUUCCGGUGCACGGUGGCCCCACCGAACCGGUACGCCAACAACACCAAGCCCCAGCUCUGCUCCAAGUUUGACCACUCCGACUACUACACGGUGGACUGCCCGUGGUCGACGAUGUGCGUGAAACGAAUCUUCAAGCUCCAGCUGAUGAAGGCCGAGCAGGAAACCAUCAGCCGGGACUGCGCCCAGCAGAAGAACACGGAACAGAUCUACAAGAACGGUAACUGGACCAAGGAGCACCACAUCGAGGAACCGUACGAGGAGGGUUGCCAGACGAUAGACGACUCGACGUACUGCUUCUGCCGGGGGUCGCUGUGCAACUCCGCGACCAAGGUGGAGAAGAACAGCUACCACACGGACGCGAUGGCCGUCAUUUUUGUGUUCAACGUGAUGAAGUAUAUACGGAACAUCGAGUACUGACACCGGAAAGCCUUUCGAGGGGACAAAUUCUGGAGGAUAUAGGAUAGCAGAAGACGUUUAGACGCGUUGUUGAUUCUUGAUUCCUUAACGGUUGACUAUUUCAUUAGAGAUUAGGCGAUGCAUCGCUUUGGUGAACGCAAAGAUGGUGCAAAAUGUACAUAAUGAGAGUACAUCGAAAAGAGGAUUCGAACUAUUUCUUUUUUAAAGAGAAGAAAUAUUAGAGACUAGAUUUUAAGAUCUAUCUGACUGAGAAGCGUAAGUCAAUUUCAUAGUUUCAUUUUUAAACUUUAAACAAUUGUUUUCUUAUCCAAAUUUUGUGAUAUUUGUAUGUAAUGUAUGAAUGAAUAAAUGAAUGAAUAAAUCUAA
Molecule: messenger RNA, 1790 nt
Organism: Culex pipiens pallens (northern house mosquito)
Lineage: Eukaryota; Metazoa; Arthropoda; Insecta; Diptera; Culicidae
Exons: 3
Coding region: 927-1424 (165 amino acids)
Biological process (GO): sleep; positive regulation of voltage-gated potassium channel activity; regulation of synaptic transmission, cholinergic
Source: RefSeq, a predicted model, not a curated record